Molecule: messenger RNA, 1697 nt
Organism: Euleptes europaea (tarantolino)
Lineage: Eukaryota; Metazoa; Chordata; Lepidosauria; Squamata; Sphaerodactylidae
Gene: PIGS
Product: phosphatidylinositol glycan anchor biosynthesis class S
Exons: 12
Coding region: 14-1678 (554 amino acids)
Biological process (GO): attachment of GPI anchor to protein
Cellular component (GO): GPI-anchor transamidase complex
Source: RefSeq, a predicted model, not a curated record
GCCAGGGGAAAAGAUGGCGGCCUCCGCCGGCGCCAUGGAUUUGGCAGAGAAGGCCAGAGGGAAAUACGCCGCCCUCUCCUUUGCCACCAUUGCUGUUGUGGUGGGGCUGCCCCUCUGGUGGAAAACAACAGAGACCAACCGGGCCUCGCUGCCUUACUCCGAGAUCGCCAACCUGGACACCCUAAUGUUCCAGCUGACUGUGCCAAUCUCGGUUGUGUUUGCCAGAGGGGCUCUGCCAGGGGACCAGGAGAGGAAGCUCCCCUUCCGACAGAGUCAGAAGGCAGAGACUCCCUUAAACCCGAAGACCAGCGUGACGGCCCACUAUCAGAUCUCCUAUCGGCGUGCCACUCCUCAGGAAGAGCAGGCCCUGUCCCAGGCCUCUGGUCAAGGCGACGUGGUGCUGCCAGCGCAAGAGACCCCAGCAGGUUCACUCACCAUCUAUGUGAUACCCCCAAGUUCUCAUCUUUUGCCACAGGAGACGACUAUGUACAUCGGCAAGCAUCGCAGUGCCGUAAUUCGGGCCCCGCGAGGCGCGGCAGACCCCCUGGUAGCCGUGAGUGCACAAAUACAGCAGGUGACCCGGGUCAUGUCCUUCUCGGCGGAGUCCAUCACCGGGGCCCUCUCUGACCGCAUGCCCAUCCUCCAGCCAGGGACUGAGUGGAAACGGCCCUUCAAAUCCAGCUUAGGGUACGAGAUCACCUUCAGCUUGCUGAAUCCAGAUCCCAAAGCCCAUGACGUCCACUGGGAUAUCGAGGGAGCCAUCCGCCGCUACGUGGAGCCCCUCCUGGGCAAACUGAGAUCAGUGGCAGAGAUCUCCGUGGACUCGCAAAUCCUCUACUAUGCAGCGCUGGGGGUCACGCCCCGCUUUGAUGCACCUUCCUCCAGCUACAUACUCGGUGCACACAGCCUGCCCCACGUCAUUAACCCCGUGGAAGCCAGGCUAGGUUCCAGUGCUGCCUCGCUCUACCCUGUGCUCAACUUCCUGCUGUAUGUGCCGGAGCGUUCACACGCGCCUCUCUACAUCCAGGACAAGGACGGCACUGCCGUGCCAACCAAUGCUUUCCACAGCCCACGCUGGGGUGGGAUCAUGGUGUACAAUGUUGAGCCUGAGGCAGCCAGUGAGACUUCCUUCCCGAGGAGGGUAGACGUUGACAUGGUUCAGGUGAUGGAGGUGUUUCUGGCCCAGCUACGGUUGCUAUUCGGGAUCCUGCCGGUUCCACUUCCAGAGGGGGCCGUGCUGGAAAGCUUUGGGAAUGAGGGCCUCUCUACUUGGGAGCUGGAUCGCCUCCUGUGGGCCCGCACCGUCGAGAACGUGGCCACGGUGGCCACCACCUUGACCUCACUGGCCCAGCUGCUGGAGAAGAUUAGCAACAUUGUGAUCCAGGACGACGUGGCAUCGCAGGUGUUUUGUGCGGUGGAGUCGGCCCAGAAGGCGCUGCUGGACCUGGGCGUGGGCCGCCUGGAGUCUGCCUUCCAGGCCAGCAAAGAGGCCAUCAUGUCCUCCGAGCGGGCCUUUUUCGACCCGUCGCUCCUGCACCUCCUGUAUUUCCCCGACGACCAGAAGUUUGCCAUCUACAUCCCCCUCUUCCUCCCGAUGGCUGUCCCCAUCCUGCUGUCCCUGGCGAAGAUCGUGCGAGAGGCCAGGGAGAGCAAGAAGGCUGCCACCAAAAUGGACUGAGCCUCCUCCUCGACUCUUG